Molecule: messenger RNA, 1292 nt
Organism: Ahaetulla prasina
Lineage: Eukaryota; Metazoa; Chordata; Lepidosauria; Squamata; Colubridae
Gene: TAFA4
Product: TAFA chemokine like family member 4
Exons: 6
Coding region: 171-659 (162 amino acids)
Molecular function (GO): receptor ligand activity
Source: RefSeq, a predicted model, not a curated record
CCAAUAACUAACAGCAACUAGAACUCCUGUGCUGGAAUUUUCCUGACAGCUGAAAGCAAGGAUUCCAUGGUCCAUAGAGCCCGUCCUUCUAAACUGAUUACGAUCAAAGAUAUUAGGGCUUUGGAUGUGUAGUAAAAUUUGGGUGCAGAAAUGCUCGGAUAUAUUUACAAAUGGGAAUCUGCAUUUCUGGCAGAAAGUACCUGCUGCUAAGAUUGCUGACCUGCAAUAAAAAUCUGGAAAAACUAUCAAGGAUGAGCUCCUGUGCCAAAUCAAUGCUUCCAUCUCAGUGGCUGUUCCUGGCAUAUGUGUUAAUGGUGUGCUGUAAAUUGUUGUCCGCAAGUAGCCAUCCUCCUCGGGGACCGGCAGGUCUCAACCAAGUUAAGCAAGGGACCUGCGAGGUGGUUGCAGUACAUCGGUGUUGCAACAAGAACAGGAUUGAAGAGCGGUCACAGACGGUCAAGUGCUCCUGUUUCCCAGGUCAGGUUGCAGGCACAACACACGCACGGCCAUCUUGUGUCGAAGCUGCCAUUGUUAUCCAGAAGUGGUGGUGUCAUAUGGAACCUUGUCUGGAAGGAGAGGAAUGUAAAGUUCUUCCAGAUUACUCAGGUUGGUCAUGCAGCAGUGGAAACAAAAUUAAAACAACCAAGGUGACACGGUAGCACAAAGUAAACAUGUGUCGAAGUUGGAAUAAUGGGAUUUACAACCAAAUUUCCUAACUGCUGCACAGAGACAUUUACUUGGCAAGGAAAGUGUCAAGUUUGUACUGUCAACUUUUCAAGUUAGCUGGCAAGAACUAGAACUGCCUUCUUUUUAAUGAUGACAGCACUCUUCAAAACACAAAUUUCUUAUAAAGGACUGUAAAACAGGAACUGUAAGUCCAACUCUUUCAUGUUCAGGAUGAACAAUUGUUAAAAAGGGAAGCCAAAACAUUUAGUGGAGUGUAUCAUCUAGGAUUUGAUUUAUGAUAUUUAAAUGCUCAAACUGGGUUCGCAUAACUUGUGGGAAUAAUUGGAUGAAGAAGGAGAAAUAAUUCAGAUGAAUAUGGUAGGAAAGACAAUUGAAUUAAUGUUUUAAUAUUCACAUCAAUAUAUUUUUAUGUAGGAUUUAAUAAGAAUUAAAUGAGCUCAUAAAGUAAAACAUGAUGCUCAGUAAAUUGUAGCUUAUGCCAAUCUUUAUAUUAUGUUAACAGUCUAUGUACAACUUUGUUUCUUUCCAUCUGUACAGUGUUAAAGGGAGUAGAGAACAUACUUGUUCUACAAGUAGAUAAUGUUUACAGCUUCAGACAUGUCCAC